GAGUAGUCAGGAACAAGUGAUCCAAACCAUGUAAACAAAGAAGCUGUUUCCCUUAUGUCCGCAAACAACCUGCUUCUGUUCAAUCGUGUUGUUUUCUCUAUUCUCCAGCUGUUACAAUAUGUGACAUUCAGUCAUGGCUGAGGAACCAGCAGCAGAAAUCCAACUACUCAGAAGCCAGAAGGUCAAGCUGAUUGAAAUUCUAAGCGCAGAUGCCGAUUUUGUCCUGCAGCAUGCAGACUCUCGCUGUUUGCUGUCUGCUCACGGCUACCAGCAGGUGAAAGCUUGCCGGGUUCCUAGUGAGAAGGUGACAGACCUGCUGGAUCACAUCAUCCAGAGGGGUCCUGAAGCAGCGCGAGGUCUGCUGGAACUGCUGAACGACCAGGACCUGCAGGGGACCUUCCCAAUGCUUCGCUUUAUUAAGGAUGUGCAAGUCAACACAUUGUCUUCAGUGUUCUCUUUACAAGGAAAGGGCGAACCAUCAAAAAAGAGAAAACCAGCUUCUGACUUACAAGAGACCAUUCCAUCCAAAAAGAUCUGCAACAAAGGCCCGGGCUUAGUGAAGGAGAGGCAGCUGAUGAUGGUGGCUCGUACCAUUGGCAGAUCUUGGAGGGAGAUCGGCAGACUGGCUCUGGACGUCCCCUCUGUGAAGCUGGAACAGAUUGAAGAAGACAACUCGCUCCAUGUGGAGCGAGUGUUCGCCAUGCUGCGCUUCUGGAAAACCCGCCAGAGGGAAAAAGCAACUGCUGCUGACCUGCACUCGCUGCUCAGUCAGAGCGACUGGGCGCUGCCACCUGAAAGCAUUGACUCGCUGUUGGAGACUGACUGAGGCCUUCACUCUCGGGUACUUGCUGAGACUGCAACCCUGUUUUAACUCACAAUGAGUGUGUUUCUCUGGACUCAUUCCAUAUCAGGAAAAACAACACUUGAAGACUUUCAUACUUUAUGGAAUAAACCCGGAGUGCCAUUUAGUGCCACUGAGGCCUUUUGUUCAAGGUUCUUCAUACACAGAGUAUGUAUAGAAGUUUGUCAUCCUGAUUGUUCAUGUAAUUCUGCUACUAUGCCGAAUUAUGGGACUGAGGACAGAGGGUGUCUGGCUGAUUGUAAAGCCUUAACCUUAAGAUAUUAAGGUCAAUGAUCUUCUUUUAUAUAACAGCUUUCAUUACAAUAAUAU
This is a messenger RNA of Anarrhichthys ocellatus (wolf-eel), 1171 nucleotides long. RefSeq lists its product as uncharacterized. NCBI's taxonomy places the organism in Eukaryota, Metazoa, Chordata, Actinopteri, Perciformes, Anarhichadidae. Gene Ontology annotation, biological process: regulation of apoptotic process; signal transduction. The record is from RefSeq and is a predicted model, not a curated record. The transcript is spliced from 4 exons. Gene Ontology annotation, molecular function: protein binding. The coding region runs from base 134 to 826 and encodes 230 amino acids.